Molecule: messenger RNA, 1905 nt
Organism: Vespa crabro (European hornet)
Lineage: Eukaryota; Metazoa; Arthropoda; Insecta; Hymenoptera; Vespidae
Gene: Zip88E
Product: zinc transporter ZIP3
Exons: 4
Coding region: 42-1121 (359 amino acids)
Biological process (GO): zinc ion transmembrane transport
Cellular component (GO): plasma membrane
Molecular function (GO): zinc ion transmembrane transporter activity
Source: RefSeq, a predicted model, not a curated record
AAAAAAAAAAAAAAAAAAAAAAAAAAAAAAAAAAAAAAAAAAUGUACGUGACCGCGACACAAGUGAAAAUUGCGUCGAUACUCACGAUCGGCAUUGGGAGUUUUGUCGUGAGUAUUGCGCCAGCGUGUUUCGUUUCACAUGUACGAGAUUUUCAACAUAAGUUAAUUCUCUCUUGUGUACUUUGUUUCGGCGGAGGAGUCUUAUUAGCCACUUCGAUACUUCACAUGCUACCAGAAGUAAGAGAGUCCCUACCAAAAUACGGAGAACUUGCUAUUUCUUGUGGAUUUCUUUUACUUUAUUUCGUUGACGAGUGUGUUCAUUAUUUUUGGGGUAGCAAUAUCGAUUAUUCUCCAAACUCGUAUAAUCAUGACCAUGGAAACAGAAAUAGAAACUUUCAAGUUUGUGGAGAAUAUCGACGCCCCCAUUCUCAACAGUUUGGUUACAACGUAGCAAGCCAAAAUGUGAGAAGCGUUUACCCGAAUGAAACUAAAAUGGGGUAUCAAUCGAAUUUGCGCGAGAAUAAUGAAUACACCAAUCGGAAAUCAAGUUAUUAUGGAUCGAUGCAAUACGCAUCAAACGCACGUGCCUCUUAUUCCAACGAGGAGUUGACAUUUUUAUGUCACGGCUCUCACACGGAACCUUGCUCGGAUGCCAAAGUGGGCUCUGUAGGCCUUUUACUGGCACUCACCAUUCAUUCAAUCUUGGAGGGAUUGGCUAUUGGCUUACAAAAAAAACCGGCUGAGAUUCUGCUUUUCUUAGUGGCCGUGGCAUCUCAUAAAUUUAUCGUUGGAUUCUGUAUGGGUUUAGAAUUAAUAGGUACGGGUAAUUCCACGAGCAAACUCGCCCUAGCGAGUUUUGUAUUUGCCAUUAGUUCUGUUAUAGGUAUAGGAAUUGGUAUGUUUACGUCAGAGGGAAAUGCAUCAUGGUCUCAAGCAUUGCUACCGAUUUUGCAAGGAUUAGCAGGAGGGACGUUACUUUACGUUACGGUCAGUGAAGUUUUGCCACGUGAAAGAGCGAGAUGGCACAAAAGUUCACGCCGUUCCGCCGGUAUUUUUCAAUUUUUUUCGACUACGACCGGAUUUUUGCUAAUCUUUCUUAUGAAUACUUAUAUUAGCACUUGAACGUAAUAAAGAUUAAAUAGAUUUCGCUGAAUAGAGAUUAAAUGAGGAUUGUGUAAAGGUUUUUAAACGAAGCUUGGUGAUACUUAAGACUGUUCAACUCUGGUUUUAUAAUGGUUUAUACCAACAAUGAGUACAGGCGUAAUUCUUGAACAAGGUCUCAUUUUGAAAAAGCUUUACUUUCUUUGAAAAAAAUUCUAUCAAAAAUGAUAUGUUUUCAACAAUAGUUUAUGCAUAAAAAUUAAGCUUUUUAAAUAAUUUGAAAAAGCCAUGUUCUUUCUUAAAUCUUUAUCUUUAAAAUAAGAUUUUGUUCAUCAAAACCGUUCAAGAAUUAUACUUGGACUCACUGUUAAAGUAAAUACUAUUUUUGACACUUUUUGUGAAAAAAGUUUCAAACAAUGGCGCAAUUGAAUUUUGAGGUAAAAGAGAAAAAGCUAUUAUUUCCACUACUGGUAUUCAUAUACAUAUCAGAAUGGCGUGCGUUUUGUUCCGUGAAGUAAACAAUUGUUUCCUUAUUUGUAUGCGUAAACCGGUAUUCAGGUUUUUUGGUCCAUUCAAAAAGCAAGGAAACAUGUUUUGUCCGCUCACACGAAAAAGCCACGGUAAUUUAUUCAGGCAUUUUAAUAAGCUUCUAACUGAUAAUCCUAUGGUAAAAAUAAACAAAUCCAUGUUCAGACAUUCAUACUAAUAGGUCUUAGGAAUAGUAUAUAAUUUUGGAAUAAUUUUAUAAUUAUUUAAACGAUGUAUAAUAUACACGAAGUAUAAUAAAUUAAUAUUUAAACAAUAA